AUGACAGCGAAAGAGGCGGCGGGUAUGGAUCCUAUGAAGAGAUUACUUCUCGAAGUGAGUUAUGAGGGAUUUGAGAAUGGCGAGACCAAUAUGGACGCCCUGAGGGAUGGAGACACAAUCCGCGCUGUAAUCCGCGGCACGGGCACCAACGCAGACGGAAAGACGCCUGGCAUCACACAACCAAGCUCAGAAGCGCAGGCGGAGCUGAUCAGGAGCACAUACGAGGCCGCAGGCUUGCCUUUCUCUGACACACAGUACUUUGAGGCCCAUGGGACUGGUACUCCUUUGGGAGACCCCAUUGAGCUAUCAGCAAUUGGCGCCACACUGGGCACUGGCAGAGACCCCGAGUCAGGGCCACUUUUUGUGGGCAGCAUCAAGGCAAACGUCGGCCAUACCGAGGGAUGCUCCGGGCUGGCUGGUGUUCUCAAGUCCAUCGUCUGUCUCGAAAAGGGCAUUCUCGUUCCCACAGCUGGCAUCGAGAAGGUAAACCCGAAACUGAGGCUCACAGAUUGGAACUUGGCCUUGCCUUCAGAAAACAUGUCCUGGCCCUCCAAAGGACAGCGCAGAAUCAGUGUCAACUCAUUUGGUUUUGGUGGUGCCAACGCCCACGUCAUCCUAGACGAUGCUCACAACUAUUUACGAAAUCGAGGUUUGCUGGGCAAUCACAAUACCACCACCUUGGAAGACGAUUCAUCAGAAUCUGGCAUCAGCAUGGGGUCUGAGUCCCCGAGACAAGAGUCGCACAAAAGGCUUUUCGCCUUCAGCACCAAAGACCAGACAGGAAUCGACCGCCUUGGCCCUCUCUUUAACGACUUCUUGUCAAACAAGGAAGCCACAUCAAACGCAAGAUUUCUCGGUGACCUUGCUUACACUCUCGCGGGCCGCCGCUCACAUUUUGAGUUCCGAAGCUUUGCUGUCGCAGAGUCCGUGUCAGACCUACAGACCCAGAUCGAGAAGGGCUUACCAAAGUCCAAACGCGCUUCCAAGCACGACAAUCCUAUCUUCGUCUUCACUGGCCAAGGAGCUCAGUGGCCUGCCAUGGGUAGAGAGCUUCUCAACAACUGCAUCUUCCGAACGAGCGUCCAUAAGUCGCAGGUCCUACUGGAGCACUACGGAUGCCCGUGGGAUUUGAUCGAUGAAUUGUCAAAAACUUCUGAUUCCAAUGUCGAUCUUCCUCAGUACAGCCAGGUACUGUGUACGGUUCUUCAGAUCGCGCUGGUGGACCUUGUGCGGGCCUGGGGGGUCAUCCCGAAAGCUGUUGUCGGUCACUCAAGUGGUGAAAUAGGCGCGGCCUACGCUGCCGGACUCAUCUCUCGCUGCAAUGCCGUUAAGGUGGCAUACCUGCGUGGAAUUUGUUCCGCCAAGGUUGCCGAUAUUGUGAGCCCUCGAGUCGGCGCCAUGCUAGCAGCCGGGCUGAGCGAAGUGGAGGCAGCCGCAUAUUUGGACCAAGUACCUCCAGAUUCGGCUGUGAUUGCAUGCGUCAACAGCCCUUCAAGCGUGACACUAUCUGGAGACCGCGAUUCCAUCUCUCAGUUGUGCGAGCUGAUAUCGGCUGAUGGCAAGUUUGCCAGAAUGCUUCGCGUCAAGACGGCUUAUCAUUCUCCUCACAUGAGCACUGUCGCCAAAGAGUAUGUUGACCGCAUGGGAGUGAUUUUGCCACUUACGGACGAAGAUCAAGUUGCGCCCAUGUUCUCAUCUCUCACUGGCAACCUCGUCAGCUCUAGAGACCUCGACGGCUCCUACUGGAUGAAGAAUAUGUGCGAACAAGUCCGCUUUUCGCAGGCCAUGGGCAAUCUGUUGGAACAUUCACCUGACGCCUCCAAGGGACGAAGUCGUAAUCGCACGGCAUGGAGCGCCUUCAUCGAGAUUGGUCCCCACGGCGCGCUGCAAAGCCCCGUUGGCGAGAUUGUCAAAGCAAGCCACAGCAAGGCCGCGAAAGAGGCACCCUAUUUCUCUGCUAUCACGCGUGGAAAGAAUGCCGAGUCUACCUCUUUGCAACUCGCGGGACAGUUAUGGGCCUCUGGACACGCUGUGAACCUUCUUCAUGUCAACGGCAUCAUACCUGAAACUUUGCCAAUGGCUUUGUCAGAUCUCCCACCAUACCCAUGGAACCACAGCAAGAGCUACUGGCAUGAGUCGAUAGUGGCGCGUUCAAACAGGUUCCCUUCCGGCCCACGGACCGAUCUCCUUGGCGUUGCAGUCGAUUUGCAGAACCCAAUGGAGCCAAGGUGGCGGAACUACCUGCGAAUCUCGGAAAACCCCUGGAUUGAAGACCACAGGAUCACUGGAACCACACUUUACCCAGCAGCUGGUAUGAUCGUGAUGGUCAUGGAAGCUGCUCAACAACUGGCUGAUCCCGAAAGACGCCUCAGGGGAAUCACCUUUCAGAAUCUCAAGUUUGAGCGAGGUCUCGUCGUGCCUUCGAGAGAUCAAGCGGUUCAGACUGAAGUCAGUCUGCGCCCAGACGACUCGAUGCCCUCGACUUGGAGCUUCACUGUUUACUCCACAGUUUCGGUGGGAUCAUGGACUAAGAAUUGCUACGGAUCCCUUACGCUCGACUACGAGAACGAUACUCGCAACGGUCUUGGUCCUUCGGAGACAGAAUGGCGAGCCUUCGCUGUCGAGCGCCAAGACAUUGAGCAGACUGCGUCCGACGAACUUGACAUGGACUCUUUCUAUGAUGACCUAGAAUCUGUCGGCGUCGAGUAUGGCCCAACUUUCAGAAACGUCUUUCAAGCUGCAGCCGUGCCUGGAGAACACACUGCUUGCGGUUCUAUCGCAAUCCCUGACACCAAGUCGGUUAUGCCCUCCAAUUUCGAGUUCCCCCAUCUCAUCCACCCCGCCACUAUGGAUGCCAUCUUCCACCUCCUCUUCAUCGCCUUCACCGAUGGGAAGCCAUUGGAGGAAGCAGCAGUCCCGUACACGUUGAAGCACAUGUACGUCUCGACAAAUUUGCCUCGGGGUGACGGCAGUGUCUACACUGGCUAUGCCAAGCGCCUCGGAACCGACGGCCGCGAGACAUCUGGUGACUUGAUCGUAUCGGAUGAGGACUGGUCGGCGCCAAAGCUCAUAGUCCGCGACUUCGCCCUCAGACAGGUAACUUCAUCUAGAGAUGCAUCAUCUCUGACUAGCGAGUCUGCUCGAAGGGUAUGUGCCAAACUUCGCUGGAAAGAAGACUUCGACUUCAUUCGCGACCCGGUCGCACUGCAGGGUUCGCCUUCAGUUGCGGAUUUUGGAGAAGUGACGGCAGCUGUCUUGCAGCUAUUGGACCGACUGUAUCACAAAAGGCCCAACUACAAAGCGCUCAUCGUGGUUGCGGAUACAACCGACUGGGCUCAAAGGCUGCUGCAAAACCUACUUCACCCAUUCACUACUGCCACCGACGGAAAUGUCAAAUCAACCAACAAGCUCGCGUUAGCCACAACAACGAAGGACGCAAGCAAGAUCAUUAACUGUCUCCCCAAGUCUUCUCAGCAUGUUAUAAAUGCGCAAGAAUGGCCUGCUCAAGAUGACGAGCCACUCCCGUUCUCAGACGAGAGCUUCGACUUGCUACUUGUUCUCGACGACCCAUCCAAAAGCAUUCACAACUCAGCUGGCUUCCAUAGGCUCCAUGAAGCAUUGCAGCCGAAAGGCUAUCUUGGCGUGAUUGGGCCCAUCCUCGCGCCUGACUCAAGGGGAGAGACUGUGAAAGAUACGUCUGCUUCAGGCCUACAGACAAGGAUCGCCAUCUCAGAAGCAGAGUCAUGCCGUGCUCUUGCCCUCUCCCAGAAGUCUCCUGCAUCGAAGUCCACGACUGUUCCAGAACAUGUCUUCCUGCUACAUAGAGCUGGUCCGGCUCUGCCUCAGGAUCUGCAAGCCAUGUUGACGGCCCGACUCAACGCGCUCGGAUGCCAAGUCCAUCCAGUCACACUAGAGCAGGCCCAUGAUCUACGAGGAAAGCAUGUCAUAUCGCUUCUCGAGGUUGAAUCUCCAUUGGUGUACUCUUGGACCUCCGAGGAGUUCCUGCAGUUCAAGACAUUGGUCUCCAGUGCGAGUCACCUGUUUUGGGUGACCCGUGGUGGAGAACUGCAGAACUGGGAUGGCGGGCUCGAGUUCGCGCCUUCUCAAGGACUCCUCCGAGUGAUGCGCACGGAGUAUUCUCACAUCACCUUGCCACAUCUGGACCUUAGCCGAGGUGGCUAUCUCUCGUCGGAAGCAAGUUCUGAUGUGAUCAUGAGCAUCUGGCACACCUCCCUCGCGGAUGGUUCUUCGCAGCUUGAGCUGGAGUACGCAGAACUCAACGGGACGAUCUUCGUGCCCAGAUUCGUGGAAGAUGAAGGUAUCGACAUCGACUUGGGUCCAAGAGAUCAAAGUCUCAAGCCAAUUAUGCAGGCUCUAGGAGACGACAAUCCACGCACUCUCUCUGAACAAGAUCACCGACUUGUUUGGGUUGAUGACGAUAUGUCGGCAUCUCUCGCCUCUGCGGAGGUUGAGAUAAAUGCUGAGUAUCUGGCCGUACAGAAGAGCAGUGCAGAUUCUUCGGAGACCCAAACCUCCGUUAUCUCCACCAUGGCCGUCACGGGCACUAUCACUGCGGCUUCACCGGAAGUCACGUCUGUUAACGUUGGGCAGCGUGUGAUAGCCUUGCAUGCAGGUUCCUGUCAUACCAUGCCUCGGAUUCAAGAGACACUGGUGAGAGUCCUGCCUGACACCAUGCAACCCGAAGAGGCCUGCGAAACUAUUCCUGCUUUAGUUGCAGCGCAGUAUGCGUUGUCUCACGUUGGAAGACUUGAAGAUGGACAGACCGUUCUGAUUCACGGGGGUGAGACGUCCGUUGGUCAGAUGGCUGCCCAUCUUGCACACUUACUGGGAGCGACUGCUUUCAUGACUGCGGAGGGUGCUUCCGAAAGCCGAAACCUGACUCAAGCCCUCUUUCUUGACUCAACGCGCAUUUUCGAAGACAUUUCAGACCAUUGCAAGAAGUCAAUCUUGCGACAGACGGAUGGACGAGGUGUAGACCUCGUCUUAAACUGCCGCCAAGCUCUCCCGACUUCAACAUGGUUCGAAUGCCUGGCAGACUUCGGUUUCUUCAUAGAUAUCAGCGGAAAGAACGCUUCUCAUCCACUCAACACAAGCCCGGCCCGAAAUGCCACAGUCGUUAAGGCCAGCACAUCUCAACUUAUUCAAGCGAAGCCGACACUUGUAAGCAGACUUUUCAAGAGCGCUUGCGAUCUCAUCGAGAGCGGUCAGAUCAGCCCAAUCAUUCCAAGUGUCAAAGGAUCUAUUUCCGAGUUCACCAACUUUGGAGACGCUGGCCCCACAGAGUUUGUUCUUCGACUGGAUUCAGACGACAAGGCCCUUGUUGCCCCAUCAAGGCUCCCUGAACUCAGACUGGACAGUGACGCUACGUACAUCCUUGCCGGUGGUCUCGGCGCUCUCGGCCUUCAGAUUGCUGAAAUGAUGUUCGAGCAUGGCGCCGGUCACGUUGUGCUCCUUUCACGAUCGGGAGGGGACAAGGCCCAGGCUGAGCUCGGCGCCUUCCGCGAGCGAGGGUUGAAAGUGGACGCAUUGAAGUGCGAUGUAUCCGACGCCGCUCAGGUUGAAGCUGCGGUGAGGGCCUUGAUUCAAAGCCAACGUCGCAUCAAGGGCGUUAUCCAGUGCGCCAUGGUUCUAGAGGACGCCAUAUUCGAGAAUAUGACAUACGAUCAGUGGCAGAGGUCAACCCGCCCUAAGAUUCAAGGUACCAUGAACCUUCACAACUACAUGCCGAAAGACGUCGAUUUUUUCAUCCUUCUCUCCUCCAUUACUUGCGUCAUCGGCAAUGCAGCCCAAUCGAACUACGCCGCCGGGAACACUUUUGAGGACGCCUUUGCUCACUACCGCCGAAGCAAAGGUCUCGCUGCCACCGCGAUCGACGUCGGACUCGUAACUGACUCAGCCCACUUUACCGGAGACUUUGAUAUGGACGCCUACCUCCAGAUGUAUGAGCAUCGUUGGGAUGGCCUCCAGACAACCCAAAAGGAGCUCGACACUGUCCUGAGAGCAGCCAUGCGAGGCCGCACCGCCGACGGACGGCAAACCAAGCCCCAGAUUGUUCUCGGUCUCGGAAGCUCCAUGCCGACCGGAGCUGCCUGGACCAGAGAUCCCAAGUUCAGUCAUAGAGUCAACUAUGAUGCAUCAGCUAGCUCUGCUGCCUCGGAAAGCCAGCAGUCAGCCUCAGAAAGUAUAGCAAAAGCCGAGACCUUAGCUGACGCCGCGCUGAUCUUUGAGGAUGUCCUCAAGACAUAUGCUGCGCAAGUCAUGGACAUUGCUCCCAGUGAGGUGGAUCCCGAAAAAGCAUUUUAUGACUUUGGUGGGUUUGAUCUAGUGGACUCCUUGAAAGCCGUAGAGCUUCGCAACAGGAUCUUCCGAGAUCUUCAGUCAGACAUGUCCGUGUUUGAGCUGUUGAGCCCAUCACCGCUGUCCAAGCUGGCGUUGGAAAUUGCGAGUAGCAGCAAGUUGAUGACAAACAUGACAGAAAAGGCCACUGCUCAGUAG
Colletotrichum chrysophilum is the source of this 6516-nucleotide messenger RNA. RefSeq names its product putative PKS/NRPS-like protein biosynthetic cluster. The transcript is spliced from 7 exons. The record is from RefSeq and is a predicted model, not a curated record. Bases 1 to 6516 code for a protein of 2171 amino acids. NCBI's taxonomy places the organism in Eukaryota, Fungi, Ascomycota, Sordariomycetes, Glomerellales, Glomerellaceae. Gene Ontology annotation, molecular function: oxidoreductase activity; fatty acid synthase activity; phosphopantetheine binding. Gene Ontology annotation, biological process: fatty acid biosynthetic process; secondary metabolite biosynthetic process.